GCUGCACCUCCUCCAACGGAAGUUUACGGUUGCCUAGCAACGUCAGUGCGCUAGUUUGUCACUGACAGUACGGAGCUGAGUAAUUACGGCUUUAGCUGAGUGUUGUCAAAAUUAAAGGUCCAAUGCAGAGCGCUGAGGGUGAAGGAGGCGGGGAGGAGGGGAGGGAGGAAAGCUCCAGCCAAGAAGAGAGAGACGGCCAUCUGCAGGAUGGAAGUGACAGAGCGGCAGAGUAUGGCUCACUGGAUCAGUCAGGACCAGAGCCUGAUGAACCGACCCCCCAGCUUCCCCCGGACCACAGUGAAGGGGAUGAAUACUCCCCUGCAGCCACAAAUUCAGUGCAAGAAAAUGUUGCUCAGUUAAUACCUCACCUCUCAAACCUUAACACAUCAGAAGACAUGGAGGAUCAGGAGCCACUGCCGGAGGAGGAGGAGGAGGAGGAGGAGUUCAUUGUUCUCGACUCUGAACAUCCGCUGGUCAGAAGGCAGCAAGCUGCUCUGAACAGUCAGCUCAGCAAGCAGCUAGAGAGGAUCAACAUGGAACUGAAGGAAAAGCUCGCAAUGGAGAAGGCAGAUGCUAACCACAUGCAGAACUUACAUAUUGAGAUAUUCGGGGUUCAAGAGCAGCUGGCCAGACUCCAGACCAAGCUGGAGGACCGUCAACAUACCAAGGCGGAGGCUGAGGCCAAACGUCUGCAGGCACUGGAUCAGCUGAAGGCAAUGAAGAGCCAGUUUUCCAGUAAUACCAACCAGGACAGAAAAGCCAAAGCCAAUGUGUCCCAGCUACAGGCGGAGAUAGACAACCUGAUGCUGCAUCUCGUCUUCACGCAAGGAGUCAGUGACGAUUUGCGCUCUAAUGUCAAAGCCAUGAAGAAUGUCAAAAGCAAGGCGGGAGCGGAGAAAAACCAGGCCAAGGAGCAGAAAUUGAAGCAGGAUUUGUAUGUAGAGCGUCUAACAAAGGACAUGGAGAGCCUGACGGAGCAAAUAGCCAUGUAUGAAGUUCAGGCCAAGGCUCAAGCAGAGGAGACACAGGCAGCCAAAGCAGCUCUCUCUGAGGCUGAGAUGGAAAUGGCAUCUCUGGCAAUGGCGCGUAAACAGCUGCUGCAGCAGUGGAGCGGUAGCCUAGUGGGAAUGAGGAGACGAGAUGAGGCCUUCAGCGCCAUGCAGGAAGCUGUGUGCGCUGUUGAUCACCAGGUGAUCUUGCUGGACAGAGAGAUUGAAGGCUACAAGAAAUCCACCGCUGAAGAGCAGGAGCAAAAUGAGACACUAACUAUGCAGCUGAACUGGUCCCAGAUGGACUGUGCCACCUCCAAAAAGCUGAUCAGUCAGAAGCAGGCUAAACAAGAGGCUCUGCAGGCCCACUACAGCACCUGCCUCCGUACUCUUAGGGAGACAGAGCGCACCCUCGCCAGGCUCACUAAGGAAACCAGCGCCCACCAGACUGAACUGAACGAUCAGAGGAGGCAGCUGGAGAAAGAGAGUUCUGUGCGUCUGGAGUUGGAGGACCAGAUCAUGACCCACAUGCAGCAGAAGCUCACCCACAACAAAGCUGUCAAGUACUCCCAAAGGCUCACCAGCAAGAUAGCAUCACUCAAGAAGGAGAAGGUUUCUCAGUUGUGGCAGCUGGAGAACUGUGUAGUGGUGGUGGGACUGGAGAGCAGCAAGCUCAGCCAACAUCUGGACAGCCUGGCCCACACCCAGGAGGCCCUAGACAAGGAGAUCGAAAAGUACAACAACUUGCUGACAUCCAACCAGGCUAAGAUUUCUUCCUUUGUUAUGCAAAUCAGGCAGAAUCAGUCCACCAUCAGCAGCUAUACCAAAAAAAUCAGUGAAAUUGCAGCCAGCACUGGGCAUGAGGACCUGAGUCCUCUAGAUAUCAAGAUAGAGACAUUGAUGGCUAAGAUUGAGGAGCUGGCAGCGAAUAUCCACAGUGACCUGAAGCUCUGGGUGAAACGACAAGAGACUCUAGUAGGACUGACCCAGGAGAUAGAGGCCAACAGCAAGGACAUGCUCAAACUGCAAACAGAGUACACUGUCAUGCAGCAGAAGAAAAUACGCUUGGAGAGUCAGAUUGAAGUGGAGCACCGUGAGGAGAGGGAGCUGGAGAAGAAUGCAAAGAUGCUGAAAGGAGACCUGCUGAAGCUCAACACCCUGCUGAGCAAGAACGGACAGCUCAGCCUGGCACUGGAGCAGGAGAACACACUGAUGGAGACAGACUUCAUUCACAGACUCAAGGAAGCAGAGUGGGAGUCUAUUGAGAUGCAGAUGAAGCACGAGAAGACCCAGGAGGAAAAAGAGAGACUCCUCAACACUCUGGUGGAGGCUGAGCGACAGAUCAUGCUGUGGGAGAAGAAGAUCCAGCUUGUAAAAGAAACUCGUUCAGCUGUCGACUCCGAGGUGGGCCAGGGAGAAAUGAAGAUGAUGAAGGCUGAAAUACACCGCAUGGAGGUGCGACUCAACCAGCUGAUGAAGCAGCAGGAGCAGCUUCUGAGGGAGAGUGAAGCAACAGUGGCGAGGAGGGAGACCAUCGUCCUGCGCAGGGAAGCCAUGAUCCACAGCUCCCACAGCUCCCACAAACAGACCACAAAGGGCGAGCUGAGCCGCAUCAUACAGGGCCUGCAGCGCAAGAUCCAGGACACACACAAGCAUGUGGUAGAGUGUGAGCAAGUGAUCAGGGAGCUACAGGAGAGCCAGGUGAGUCUAAGCGACGGGCUUGCGCAGCAGAAGCAGCAGCUGAUAGAACUCUGCAGCACCAGCUACACCCUUGACCCCGAUUUUGUAAAUCUCCAGGACACCAAAGACAGGAACUUAUCCCACCUAGUGACUCUACAGAACCGGACCAAGAAGCUGCAGGGGGUGCAUGAGGGCAGCUACAAAGCCUCGUCCACCAGCGAAUCUGUCGACGCCGCUCUGCAGAGCCAGAAGGAGCGUGUGCACGCUGCCAGCAGCAUCUUGCACCGCGUGUGUGAGGAGUUCCCCCAGCACCAGGGGGCGCUCCGCAGGCUGUCGCUAGCACUGGCAGCACACACACAGGCCCUGUAGCCCAAGUCCUGAGAGUGAGGGGAAGAUAGACAUGGCAGUGAGUACAGGAGAGGGAGUGCAGAGGAUGGAAAGGGAGUAAAAAUGAGGCAAAGAUUAGAAGGAAAGAUUAGCUAAGUGAUGACCUGAGAAGAGUGAGAGGUGAUUUGUUUUAAUGUUUGCAUUCUUCUUAUGCUUGGAAUGUAAUAAAAUAAAGAUUUAUUAAACAGUAAUACAAAUAACUGAAUCCUUCAUAGCGUUUGGCUUUUUCAGUCCAGUUGCCAGUAUGGGAGCUUUUAAACAAUGAAAGGUUAGUAAAUACAAUAGGAGUUGCUAGUGACAUUGUGUCAACCAUUAAUGCAGCAAUGACAUAAAAUCUAACUGGAUACCUGAAACCAUUCAGUACAAUCAUGCAUCGAGCUCAUACACCUGUUAUGUGUUUAGUUACUGAAACAAGGCGAAACAGCCGCACAUUUAAGCUCUUUAUAUCCUGUGUUAGGUCAUUAUGCUCAUAUUUCAUAGAUGCUUAAUUCUCUUCACCGCCUCAUGCGUUUUUAAUAACUAUUUCAACAGUGUUUAGUGACAUCCAUCGCAUAACUUACUUAUUUUCCCUUUGUCUACUUUUUGCAUCAUCUUAAUUUUAGGUAAAGGUCCUCAUUUAGAUUAAUUUAUGUGCACAAAACAUUCACAACAACAACACAACAACUGGAAAUGCAGUCUUGUUUUAGAAAACAAAUCCCUUUUUACAUGAAAUAUACAAACCGCACCUGGUUGUCUAAAUAAAGAAUAAAUAAAAAGAAAUAGUGUUAAGUGAAUGUAACUGGCCUCCACCAACAACAAUAUACAAAAAGGAAUGUGUGGAGCUACUGUGCUGCUCUGCACUGUGUCAAGGCUCCAUUACAUUUAUUACUGUCACGUGCCGCGGCGCAGGGCUCUUGCGUUCAUUGUUAUUGUUGGGUCAACUCCGCCAUUUGCAGUGAAUUGUAGCAAACAUGUUCAGCUGGGGUAGUUCUGUUUUAGGACAUCUUGUGGAUCUCGAACAUACAGUAGCUUUAGCUGAGUAGGUAGGCAAUAUUACUGUAUUUAAUUAUCGGGGAGCAAUUAAAGCUGGAAUCUGAAAUAUGUUUUAAUUAUUACAGUAAUAUAGUGUUCAUUCAUCUGUGUGGGAGUGCAUAAUAAAACAAAGCACCUGCCAUCACCAUAGGUGGAGAUGUUACUCACAUACAUAGUUAAGCCUGUUCACAGUAGCAGCACUGUGGCAAUGCGUUUCACUCCAUGUCUGCAUUCAAAUCAACAACAUAUGGCACGUGUCCAAUAUCUGGCGGCUUUAAAGAGCUGACCCAAGUAGCUGCAGGCUGUCCUUGAUGGCAGCACAUCUGCUGUAGGCUAUGCAGCAGCGACAUGAUGUGAUUUAAACACUUACAAAUCUAAAGCUCCUGCAUGGGUGGCCACUGAGCCUCGUGCAAUGCUGUGGAACUGGCUCCUCAGAUUGCGUGUUCUCUCUCACUGUUUGGACUUUCCACAGCACGCCGGGGGCACCCUGCAGACUGUCGCUAGAACUAGCAGCAUGCAUGCAUAGGCCCUGGAGCAAGCAGUGAAUACAAAGAACCCAGUCUUCUCUUACUCAAACUCCUUCUCACACUCCUCUGGCCUUAAUAUCUAUCCUAGAUCUAAACUCUGAAACACCAAACCCAUAUAGAUAUCUUUAAUGUACUCUUUAAAUUGCACCUUAAGCAUUGGUCUCCCAUCAAUAGUUUCAUACAUCAUUAUAGAUAGCUUGCACUUCCUUAAAGUUUUAAAGAAAGUGAAGAUAGAUUUUUCAUCAUUUCAAUAUAUGCUAAUUUGAAACUAGCGUAUAUUUUGUAAUACAAAUAUUGAGUUGUUAGCCUGUGCUGUUUUAUCUGUCAACUUCUUUAUCAUCUGAGACCUGUUUAGUGAAAUAAUUAUGCCAAACCAACUCCCAAUCAUGUGAACUGCUUGUUGGAUACAGACCAGGUCCAGCCCAGAGCAGGGUUCGGUCGUGAUUAUUGGAUUAAUACCAUCAUUAGAAAGUCCUUUCCCAGUAACCUGCAGGGUUAUGACACUUGUGCAGUGUGUGCAUGCUUUUAGUCUGACCUAAUUAUGUGACCAUAAAGUGUAAAUAAUACAACUUUGAAAGAAGAAAUAUAACACUCUUUCUCUUAUUAAAUUUAGAGUUCGUAAACAAUAACAUAUGCCUUUGCUCAGUUGAAUACAAUAAAUAGAUGCUGCUGUAUAUCUGA
Messenger RNA from Dicentrarchus labrax (European seabass), 5275 nucleotides. It is a transcript of the gene ccdc40, whose product is annotated as coiled-coil domain containing 40. Gene Ontology annotation, biological process: heart looping; axoneme assembly; epithelial cilium movement involved in determination of left/right asymmetry. The transcript has 19 exons. The record is from RefSeq and is a predicted model, not a curated record. Lineage: Eukaryota; Metazoa; Chordata; Actinopteri; Moronidae. Gene Ontology annotation, cellular component: cilium; cytoplasm. Bases 123 to 3038 code for a protein of 971 amino acids.